Acanthosepion pharaonis is the source of this 681-nucleotide messenger RNA. Lineage: Eukaryota; Metazoa; Mollusca; Cephalopoda; Sepiida; Sepiidae. The record is from the annotation of a GenBank genome assembly.
AUGAAAUUGACGCUAGUUGUCAUCGUUUACAGUACAUCUUUCUUUCAUUUAUUCUUUCCUUCUUUCUUUCAUUCCUUCUUUUAUUCAUCCACUCUUUCCUUUUUCGUUUACUCUUUCUUUCAUUCCUACAUUUUCAUUCAUUUAUUCAUUCUUUCUUUCUUUCUUUUAUUCUUUCUUUCAUUCCUUUUUUUCAUUCAUUUUUUCUUUCAUUCGUUCAUUAUUUCUUUAUUUGCUUCCUCCUUUCUCUUUUUCUUUUAUUCUUAUUCCGGCUCUGUCUUUCUUUUUGUUCUCAUUAUAUCUCUUUUUCUUUUACACUACAAAAAUUUUGACUUUUCUUUCUUUCUUUCUUUCUUUCUUUCUUUCUUUCUUUCUUUCUUUCUUUCCUUUUCGUCCCCCACGAACGUUUUUUUCUCUAUUGUCUUCGCAACUUUCUCGAUAUCAUCCUUUUUAUUCUUUUUCUUCCUCUUUUUUUAUGGUUUUCUUUAUUUUCUUUACCAGGUUCAUCUUUUUUUUUUCACUUGUCUCUCUUUCUUUGUUACUUUUAUUCACUUCCAUCAAUUCUUUUUUCGUCCUCUUUCUUCCCAAUUUUCUUUUCAGUUUUUCUAUCUGUUACUCGGCUCACAACGCUACCUAGAACAAUCUCUUUAUACAAAAACGAAAAUAUUUCACCUUCCCAACUAG